CUUCUUCUCCUUUCUCACUCUCAACCACUACAACAACAAAUAAUGGUCAAAGUUACAGUCUGUGGUGCCGCCGGUGGUAUUGGCCAGCCCUUGUCCUUGUUGCUCAAGCAGUCCGAGCUUAUCACCCACCUUUCUCUCUUUGAUAUCGUCAACACUCCCGGUGUUGCUGCUGACUUGAGCCAUAUAAACACCAAGUCCAAGGUUACCGGCUACGUUGGCACUGCUCAGCUCGAGGAGGCCAUCAAGGACUCUGCUGUUGUCGUUAUCCCUGCUGGUGUUCCCCGUAAGCCUGGAAUGACACGCGAUGAUUUGUUCAACAUCAACGGUGGUAUUGUUCGUGAUUUGGCUAUUGCUGCUGCCAAAUUCUCUCCCAAGGCAUUCAUCUGUGUCAUCUCCAACCCCGUCAACUCUACUGUCCCAAUUGUUACUGAGGUUUUCAAGCAGUUUGGUGUUUAUGAUCCCCGCAAGAUCUUUGGUGUCACAACUCUUGAUAUCGUCCGCGCCUCGACUUUUGUGUCUGAAUUGAUCGGUGCAGAGGCCAGCCAGUUGCAGGUCCCUGUUGUAGGUGGACACAGUGGUGUGACAAUCAUCCCUCUUCUUUCCCAAGUCGUGGGUACUUCUGCCUUGUCUGAGGACCAGAUUGCCAAGGUUACACACCGUAUCCAGUUUGGUGGUGAUGAAGUCGUCCAGGCCAAGAACGGAGCCGGCAGUGCCACUCUCUCCAUGGCCUUUGCUGGUGCCCGCUUCACCCUCAACAUCCUCGAGGCUGCUAUCCGAGGUACAUCCGGUGUUGUCGAAUGCACAUACGUCCAUCUCGAUGCCGAUAAGGAAGGCGCCAAGGCCAUCAAGAGUGUUGUUGGUGAUGAUAUCGAAUACUUCUCUGUUCCCGUCGAGCUGGGUAUCAACGGUGUCCAGAAAAUCAAGCCUCUCGGCAACUUGUCUGAGUACGAGCAGAAACUCUUGUCUGAAGCCACUGCUGAGCUCAAGGGCAACAUCGUCAAGGGUGCUUCCUUCAUCACCGAGGGCUCCAAGUUCUAAAACCAAACCCAAAAGCCCACAAUGCUCAUUUUGUAAAAAUGUGUAUAUAAAAACUAACCAUAGUCUUUCUUAAAUAAGCCAUAUAUCAAUUCCAUCAGAACCCACUCAAUCAAACCAAUUUUCAAAUCAAUAAAUAAAUAAAUAAAAAGAAAAAGCAAGCUGUUUUUUGUUUUGUUUCAAUUU
Phycomyces blakesleeanus NRRL 1555(-) is the source of this 1221-nucleotide messenger RNA. It is a transcript of the gene PbMdha, whose product is annotated as malate dehydrogenase. The coding region runs from base 43 to 1038 and encodes 331 amino acids. Gene Ontology annotation, cellular component: cytoplasm. Lineage: Eukaryota; Fungi; Mucoromycota; Mucoromycetes; Mucorales; Phycomycetaceae. The transcript has 4 exons. Gene Ontology annotation, biological process: tricarboxylic acid cycle; malate metabolic process. Gene Ontology annotation, molecular function: L-malate dehydrogenase (NAD+) activity. The record is from RefSeq and is a predicted model, not a curated record.